AGGCGCUGCAGGAGCCCGGAAGAGUUGGAAAUGAUGAUGAUGAUGAUGCUGAUGAUGAUGAUGAUGGGCAGCAGAAGCAACCCGAGAUUGAAGGAGAAACACAAGGUUCACGUUGCAGCCACACUUUGUUGGUUCUCUGCGACAUCUGUGCGCGUCUAACACUCAUAGGAGACAAGGAAAGCAAAGGAAAGAUCACCUUCUCUUCAUUUUUUUUUUGAAGCUGGGGUGGCGAGGCUACAUGCUGUCUGAGCGUGGAUGUGUGGGUGUCCAGAGAUGGAGAGCUAUGAGGAGUUCUGUCUGCGGAGUUUGGCCUUACUGCAGGAGGAGGGGAAAUUCAAGAAGACCUCAUGUGAGCCACUGUGGUCCCUGAAGGCUCUCUCUGUCAUCUGCUUCCAUGGAAGAGCCGUGCUCUCGCCUCUGCUGAGUGCAGAGCAGCGCAGUGAGAUGUGUGACCACAGACGGAGGGCGGUCCAGCUGGAGGUGGACAGGCAGAACCAGCAGAGGAACAACCUUAUGACCCGGGUUCAGGACAUACUGGAGCAAGCUCAGGAACAAAAAGUACCAAGUGAAGAUGCUGAAAAGCUGCCAGUUUCUAAAUCCGCGACAGUCAGUGGCUACACCCUGGUCACGGACUCUCCAGGACUUCCCAGAGACCCUGGGUUUGGGCUUCAGACAAAUGAUCAGCCACGCUCUGAGACCCCCAUCCUCAACGGCUACAAGGCAGUGGAGGAAGUGAUGGUGGAGAGGGAAGAGAAGAGCGCGGAGGAAGAGGAGGAAGAGGAGGAGGAGGAGGAGGAGGAGGACAUCAGUUUGGACAGCCUUCUGAAGAGAUCAAGGGAAUAUGUGAAGAGAGAGCAGGGGUCAAAAGUUAUCCACACGGUCACCAGGACUCCUCCGCCGGAGACAGUCUUUGACAAGGAGAAUAAGAGCUGCAGUUCCAGGAGGGAUUCAGGCGUUGAGUUUGGAUUCAGUCUGCACCAUAGCCCUAUUGGACCACCUCAGACCCAAAUCCAGCAGCAGACUCUUUACGACCCCAGUCCCCAACAGUGUGGCUGCCUCUCACCUAGUCUACCUGACCGGUAUGCUCGUCUCCCCAGUCCAGAGUCCAGCAUUAUUCCUCGUGCACAGAGACGCAGACCACGUCCAGUUUCUACAGGGAACAUCCAUAUUUCGUUUCCCAUCGGCCCGACAGACCUUAUCCCCCGAAGCCCAGGAAGGUCAGGGGAAGGUGCUGGCAUGGCAGAUUGGGGAGAAGCACUCUUAGGCGCCCCAGAUCACUGGGGCUCGAUGGGGAGUGAAGGCGGUGGCGGCGGCGUUAGCGGUGACAACCGUCGUUCCAGCCACUGUGGUACCAGUACAGUGCAGGAGACCUGCAGCCCCGUCAGUGCCUCGGGGCUUAGCCCGAUGGGACACCACGACCACCUGGCUGCAGGAUUUCGCAGGCGCUGCCACACCCUGGACAGCCAGCUGCACGGCUGCCACUCUGGAGUUAAGCACAUAGACCGCAGCCAGGAAAGGGUUCCUCGCUUCAUGGCAGGAUCGACAUGGAUGGCUCAGAAUUGGCGCACCCCUGCAGCCCCUUUAAACCAGUCGUAUGACGUAGAUAUUCCCUCACCAUCUCUGCUGAGGCCCCGCAUGACUCCUGACUUGGCUCAGGUGACACUCAGGAUGGAGCCCGAUGACCCUCAGGGGACAAACAACGGAAGGAUCACACCAACUGUCCUCAGAAAUGCAGCUGAGGCACAAGCCAGCAAGACAGAGGAGACCCAGAGGCGAGCACAGGCUCUGGAGGACAUGCAAAGGCGUCUGGAGGAGGAGCACGCCUUACAGAUGUCGCUGCUCCUGGCUGAGCAGGAGAAAGAGCAACAGCGCCUCCGUCUGGAGCUUGAGGAGACAGAGAGAAGACUGAAGGAGCAGCAGCCAAUGAGUUGGGAUGCUUGUGGGUGGAAUUGCAGGUCUGUGAGUGACAGCCGUCCUGUUGUGAGCCCCUCCUGCCCAGGACUGAGCCCCGCCCACACACCAUCUGAGCGAUCACCUGGACACAGUAUAGGUUUUCCCAGUCCUGUAAGCUCCGGUGUGUCAUCUCCCUCUGUCCAGCCUCCCGUCUAUCUGUGGGGGCCCACAUGGGCAGUUAGCAAACCUCGAGCGAGGCUAAGUUUGGUUCUGACAGCAGCGCAGCAGAGAGCGUUCUGUCGAAUUGGCGCCAUCAUUCGCGGCUUCCUCACUCGCAGGCUGCUCAAAACAGAGAAGGUCAAGCACCUUCGCCAGACCAUCAUGGAUACGCAGGAGUUCAUCCGUUCAUUCAAGACUGAAGCUCCACAGAAGAAAGGCCCCUGCUCAGCACAAGAUCGCUCCCUGCAGGAGAGAGUUAGAGCCCAGUUACGCGCAGCCCUUUUUGACGUCCACGACAUCUUCUUUGAAAUGCCUCUGGGGGAUCGGUUAGCGUUGCUGCAGCAGGACCGGGAGCUCCGAGCGGAGAGGAAGCUGCGAGACAUGGAAAAAGCCAAGGGCCCCAAGGAGAGAGUGGUUCUGUCUGCUGCCACACAGAGGUCUCUGGACAGGAAAAAGAGGGUCGGUGAAUCCCCAGCUCAGGCUAGGAAGAUGCAGCAGAAGCCAAAGAGCCCCACCACUAACAGAGUCCUGAAGCCAAGCCAAGGCCAAAAUUCUCCUGUUCCAGGCCAGCUGAACCGCCAGGGGAGCUGGUACAGAAAGACCCCGGAGGAGAGAGUGAGGCGGUCUGACAGCCUGAAGAAGCAGCACUCUCUGGGUUAACAGGUGACUCAACGUCCCCUGACCUGUGUGAACUUGAAUUUUUAGUCUUUGAAUACAAACCUCGCACCACUGAAACGCCAGUCUACGCUGCUAAUACGAUUGUCCAAUCUAUCUUCUGAAAUUCAAAUGAUUGUAUUCACUACCACGCUUUAGCUCGUCGAUAGACAUCAUCACAAUGUCUUUGUUUCAGCUUGUUACUGUGUGUGGAGUAUUUAAUGAACAUAUUGAACAUUGUACAUUUUAAAGAAGAAAAAAAAGUAUCUGUACUUAAAUGCAAGCUAGAAGAAGGUCAGAGUUAAAAGGAAAUAAGUCAACAUUUGUUAUCUGUGCCUCAGAACUAUGCCUUUGCUAUCUGUAACAUUUUAGCAUGCUUAUAUUUACCAGUUCAACAUCUAAUGCUUAUAGCUAUAAGUGAAUUUACAAACAUCGGUCACGUAGUUUCCAUAAAAAAAGAGUAUUUAAGUGCUUUGUUCAAGGGCUUUGAGUAUCCGUUUGUGCUUUGUUACUUUUAUUAAAUGGUGCUGAUUUUACAGUAAUCGGAGACAUUUCACCGUGUUUCAACAUUUGGCUUAAAUCAAUGCCAAAUGAAAAAAAAAAAUCUAAAUGUAUUUGUUUACACACUGUUACCUUAAAGUAGCUUCACAUAACAGGAGAUGCACAGCAGACACUGAGUUAAAGUAAAUUAUUGAGAACAUGUCAAGCAAAGGGUCAGACUCUGCAUUAAACAAUAUAGAUGUGAACAUAUUAUCUAAACUCAUGUUAAGGAAUACACCCACUUGUUCACUGCUAUACCACGUUGAUUUUAUACAUCUGCGUCAGUAGUAUUCAGUGUGUUGAUGUUUGCAGACGUUGCUGUGCGCUCUUUUAAAAAAUGUUUUUUUUUAUUUAAAAUGCUAAAUUGUCAUGUUUUCUAUGACUAGAAAUAAAUUCUGAAAUUAUUUGAA
This is a messenger RNA of Sebastes umbrosus (honeycomb rockfish), 3716 nucleotides long. RefSeq names its product centriolar coiled-coil protein of 110 kDa-like. Gene Ontology annotation, cellular component: centriole. The transcript has 14 exons. The coding region runs from base 256 to 2772 and encodes 838 amino acids. NCBI's taxonomy places the organism in Eukaryota, Metazoa, Chordata, Actinopteri, Perciformes, Sebastidae. Gene Ontology annotation, biological process: centrosome duplication; regulation of cytokinesis; centriole replication. Gene Ontology annotation, molecular function: protein binding. The record is from RefSeq and is a predicted model, not a curated record.